Drosophila biarmipes is the source of this 966-nucleotide messenger RNA. RefSeq lists its product as uncharacterized. Lineage: Eukaryota; Metazoa; Arthropoda; Insecta; Diptera; Drosophilidae. The transcript has a single exon. Bases 125 to 853 code for a protein of 242 amino acids. The record is from RefSeq and is a predicted model, not a curated record.
UUAAUUUGGUUUCGUAUAUGCUUAAACAUUUAUCGAAUAACCCCAGUAGUAUUUUCUUGUUCCUUUAAAAAUUUUCGUUAAAAUUUCAUGCGUAAAAUUCCGAAAUCGGAAAUUGAAGCAAGCAAUGCCGCGAUUUGGAAGAGCCAAUUUCCGAACCAACGAGCCGGAGGUCUAUGGCGAGCCGCCAGAUCACAGCAUCAGCCACGCAGCACGGAUCUACGGGCUGAGCGUCAUCCUGGCCAUGAUAGCCCUGACGCAGUGGGUCGUUAUUAGCCUGACCGAUUUGAUGGUGCAUGACAGAUCCGAGGAGCGCUACGGCUGGUGGCUUCUGUGCACCUUCUUUGGGGUGGCCACCCUGUCCUGGACCAAUCUCGGCCGCAAGGUGCCGUUCAACUACAUCAUUAUCGGAGCCAUCGUGGAGAGCUCCACCAUAUACAUUGCCAUGGAGCAGAAGCACAGCGCCAACAAGUUGGUCAACCUCUAUGCUGGAGUCGUGGUGGUGGCCUUGAUGCUGGCCUCCAUUUUCUGGGGCGCCUACUUCCCCAUGUUUAUUGUGCCGGGCGACCUUGUGCUCAGCAUUUUGGUGGCCGUAGCUAACAUAAUGAUGAUUAUAUUCUUCAUCAACGCACUCUUCAUCGACUACCAGGGCAUAUACUAUGCGGUUCGAAACAUAUUCGCCCUCGUCGCCGUCUGCAUGGUUAUGUACACGGCCACCAUUAUCCACGAUCGCCAGUUCGAUGUUCCCAAGAACGAGUACCUGUUCCUCAGCGUCCUGCAGUUCUUCUCCUACAUGAUCCUGCAUGAGCGCAUCCUGGCCAUCGCCUAUCACAGCACUCGAACAAUCUCUUGUUAAAUGCAACUUGUGAUUCGUUUUCCAUCCUUCAUGAUUUUGAAAUGUAUUUAUCGGUUCAUGAGGUAAACAAAAUUAUCCAUUCAGCUUACAUGUCUGAGGUCAUACGAAACUGA